AUGCCUCCAGCAUACAAACGCCUCGACCGCGACAACUGUGUCUUCCUGUUUGUCGACCACCAAUCUGGACUUAUUCAAUUGGUGCGCGAUUUCGAACCAACUGAAUUCCGGACCAAUGUUCUGGGAUUGGCCAAAUCCGCAGCUUAUUUCAACGCACCCUCGAUCCUGACCACCUCAUUCGACACUGGUCCCAAUGGUCCUAUUGUCAAGGAACUCACGGAUACAUUGCCCAAUGCUCCUUUGAUCCGGAGACCGGGCCAGGUUAAUGCCAUGGACAAUGAAGACUUUGCCAAUGCAGUAAAGGCAACUGGAAAGAAACAGGUGGUUCUCAGUGGCGUUCUCACUGAAGUCUGCGUCGCCUUCCCGGCACUGAGUCUGAUUGAGCAGGGCUAUGAUGUAUUCGUGGUGUCAGAUGCUUCUGGAACCUUUAAAGAGCACACCCGUGAAGCGGCUCACAAGCGGAUGGUGCAAGCGGGCGUGCAGCUCCUGAACUGGGCAGCAGUUUCUGCAGAGAUCCAGCGAGACUGGCGCCGGGACAUUGAAGGAUUCGGCAAACUAUGGACUGACCAUGUGCCUGGGUAUUGGUGUUUGAUGCAGAGCUACUCGAAUAACUCGGCCGAGAGCAAGUAG
Molecule: messenger RNA, 630 nt
Organism: Aspergillus puulaauensis
Lineage: Eukaryota; Fungi; Ascomycota; Eurotiomycetes; Eurotiales; Aspergillaceae
Product: putative isochorismatase family hydrolase
Exons: 3
Coding region: 1-630 (209 amino acids)
Source: RefSeq, a predicted model, not a curated record